Molecule: messenger RNA, 853 nt
Organism: Oryza sativa Japonica Group (Japanese rice)
Lineage: Eukaryota; Viridiplantae; Streptophyta; Magnoliopsida; Poales; Poaceae
Source: RefSeq, a predicted model, not a curated record
GUCGAAGGCCGCCGGAGAGGCGAAAGACGCGGCCGCGCGGGUAUAAAUUGCGACGUCGCCACAGCUCGUAAUGUACAGCACCGAUCACACCGAUACAUCGUCGAGACCAACACAUAGAGAGAUCGACAUCGAUCGCCUUCUAACUUCUAAGUUGUGAUUGAGAUUUAAAACCGAGAACCAUGGGAGGCGGGCAUGACAUGCACGGCGGCGGCCAGAACGGCGGCGUGAAGGGGCUGGUCUCCAAGCUCGUCGGCGGCGGUGGCCAUGGCGGCGGACACGGCGGCGGACACGGGUACGAGCAAGGCUACGGCGGGCACGGUUACCCUCCCCACGCCGGCGCCGCCCACGGCGCGUACCCUCCUCAGCACGGCGCGUAUCCUCCACAGCACGGCGCCUACCCCGGGCACGGUUACGUGCCGGGAGCCUACCCUUCGAACGCCGCGCCACAUGGAGGGCACAUGGGAUCGUACCACACCGGCCAUGGCGGCGGCGGCGGGCGUCACUACGGCGGCAAGCACAAGGGCGGCAUGUUCGGCGGCGGAAAGUGGAAGUGAAGCGGCUAGCUAGCUCUACGUACACUAUACGUGCCCACCAGCUUUCUGCCCUGCUACACCUACGUAUAAUAUCUGCACGAGUAUGAGUAUCAACCAUGUGGCGUACGCGUAUAUAUACAUACCUAAUUAAGAAAUAAAUAAAGUGCAUGCAGGCAGACAGAUCUGUGUGUAUACAUGAGCUUAAUGAUCAGCUGAUGAGUUGUGCAAAUUAAGCAUGUGGUGACGUAUAUAUACUUUGUGUGUACUGAUAUACGUACACUUUGCAUAAUACUACUUAUAUACUAGCCUCUGUUACGUGU